Molecule: messenger RNA, 626 nt
Organism: Lindgomyces ingoldianus
Lineage: Eukaryota; Fungi; Ascomycota; Dothideomycetes; Pleosporales; Lindgomycetaceae
Exons: 3
Coding region: 1-534 (177 amino acids)
Source: RefSeq, a predicted model, not a curated record
AUGUUAUUGGUACUUUGUUGGGGCGGUGAGAGCGCCGAUGGUGUCGCACGAGCACUGAACUGCAGGGGUCAAGAUCUGCAGACUGUAGCCGAGAUACACUUCAGUACCUGUGUCAAGAGCGGAUGUUCUUCAGCUGGUGGAUACUCAACAGAUGUAGCAAUGGCUAUCGGGUUGUACGACGGAUACUGUAACGAAAUGGGAUAUAUCGCCAUACGAACCACUCCGGAGAGUAAGGCUACGACAACGACCGCGGCCACCGGCACCUCGAGUAGAACUAGUUCUCCGACGAGCAGCAGUCCAGCAACGACGAGCAGCAGUCCGGUGACUAAGACUGCUUCUUCUACGUCAAGUAUUACGCCGAUUUUUACAGUCAUAAUUCCCACAGGACGAGACUCGACAACAUCUGCUCAGGACACUAACCUUCCGAGGGUGGUUACGGUAACAAAAGUCUUGGUUAGAAACGGCAACCAGCUUAACCACUGCGGUCUGUUCAUCAGGAUGGUAUCCAUAUUCGUGAUAAUAAUACUAUUCUAAAUGUACCAGCAUUUUCUUUGACAGACUAUACAGCAAAUCAGCAGCGGAAAUUGGAAUAUGGCCGGUCGUUUCUACGUUUACAGGAGCCUCUA